CUCCUGUUUUCUCUCUCUGUCUUGACCUAAAAUUUCAAAAAAAGAGAAAGUUUGGGAGGAAGAGAGAGAGAGAGAGAGAGUCUGUUGGAUUUGUGUUCUUCCCCCUUUGUUGCCUCCUUUGCCUUCUCCUCCUACCUCUUUCAUGGAAAGAGAAGGAAACAGAUAGAGAGAGAGAGAGAGAGAGAGAGAGAGAGAGAGAGAGGAGAGAGAAGUGGAAAGAGAAACAGAGCUUGAAGCUUUGGCCCUCUCCUCCUACCUCUUUCAUAGCCCAUUCCUAAAUUCUCUCCCUAAUCGUUUCCUCUCCCCUUUGUCCCCAUUGAUAAAGCCCUCUGGUAUUCUCCCAAGGUCACAUCUUUGGCUCUUUCAGAUCGGAGACAAAAAAAAUCCAAUCUUUUCUUUCAAGCUGCAGGAAGUGACCUUUCCUUAGUGUUUUGGCGUUUUUCUUUGAGAUUUGACGGAAAGAUCUUAUCUUGCAUCUGCCUCGGUUGGAUCCCAGAAUCUUCUUGGGAAGAGCUCGGUUUUUCGGUUUCAUUCUUCGAAAAAAGAUCGGAUCUUGGUCGCAGAAUCUCCGAAGUCUCAAUGGGGAAUUGCUGCAUGACGCUCGCCGAUCCGGAGAAGAAGAAGCGGAAGAAGAAGAAGGAGAAGAGGCCAAAUCCCUUCUCGUUCGACUACAACCGCGGGCCGGGGGCCGGCCUCGCCGUCCUCACCAAUCCCACCGGCCGGGACAUCGGCAGCCAGUACGAGCUCGCGCAGGAGCUCGGUCGGGGUGAGUUCGGCGUCACCUACCUCUGCACCGACAAGGCCACAGGGCAUCACUACGCCUGCAAGUCCAUCUCCAAGAAGAAGCUGCGCACCGCCGUGGACAUUGAGGACGUGCGGAGGGAGGUGGAGAUUAUGAGGCAUUUCCCCAGCCACCCCAACAUCGUGAGCCUCAAGGACACGUACGAGGACGACGGCGCCGUCCACCUCGUGAUGGAGCUGUGCGAAGGAGGGGAGCUCUUCGACCGGAUCGUAGCAAGGGGGCAUUACACCGAACGAGCGGCUGCCGCUGUUACACGGACCAUCAUAGAAGUCAUUCAGGUGUGUCACAAGCAUGGGGUCAUGCACCGGGAUCUCAAACCUGAGAACUUCUUAUUUGGGAACAAAAAGGAAAAUGCACCAUUGAAGGCCAUUGAUUUUGGGUUGUCUGUGUUCUUUAAACCUGGUGAACAUUUCUCUGAAAUUGUUGGUAGUCCUUAUUACAUGGCGCCGGAGGUUCUAAAGAGAAAUUACGGCCCAGAAGUUGAUGUCUGGAGUGCAGGAGUGAUCCUAUACAUCCUGCUUUGUGGUGUGCCCCCAUUUUGGUCGGAAACUGAACAAGGUGUUGCUCAAGCAAUUCUUCGUUCUUCCAUAGAUUUUAAAAGAGAUCCAUGGCCAAAAGUUUCUGAUAGCGCUAAAGAUCUAGUCAGGCAUAUGCUUGAUCCAGAUCCAAAACAGAGGUUCACAGCCCAGCAAGUCCUUGAUCAUUCGUGGCUGCAGAAUGCCAAGAAAGCUCCUAAUGUAAAUCUAGGUGAAACUGUGCGUGCAAGACUCCAGCAGUUCUCUGUGAUGAAUAAAUUUAAAAAGAAAGCCCUAAGGGUGGUGGCUGAAUAUUUAUCUGUUGAGGAAGCAGCAGACAUAAAGGAUAUGUUUGACAAGAUGGACAUAAACAAAAAUGGAAAAAUAAACUUUGAGGAGUUGAAAUUAGGUUUGCACAAGCUUGGUCACCAGAUUUCCGAUGCAGAUGUACAGAUAUUAAUGGAAGCAGGUGACGUCGAUGGAAGCGGCACCCUGAACUAUGGAGAAUUUGUUGCUGUAUCAAUUCACUUGCGAAAGAUUGGAAACGAUGAACACCUUCAUAAGGCCUUCUCAUACUUUGAUCAGAACAAGAGUGGUUACAUAGAAAUUGAAGAGCUCAAGGACUCGUUGGUGGAUGAUUUAGGUCCAAAUCAUGAAGAAGUUAUUGAUGCUAUCAUUCGUGACGUAGACACUGACAAGGAUGGGAGGAUAAGUUAUGAGGAGUUUGCAGCGAUGAUGAAAGCAGGAACGGAUUGGAGGAAGGCGUCAAGGCAGUAUUCAAGGGAGCGCUUCAGUAGCCUCAGCUCAAAGUUGAUGAAGGAUGGAUCUUUGCAGCUGAAAGUUGGGGCAGAUUAAAACCAAAGAAACAUAUCUUAGAGUAUUUUGAAAUUGGAAAUCCUGUUUUUGGCAUUCUUGCUUGUUGAUUUCAAUUUAUGACUCAAGUCUGCAGCCACAUCUUUGGUUUUGGUCUUGUUGGGAACGACGAGCUAAUUGCCAGCUUUGUCCGGAUGUGUUCUGAUUAGAGGGAUGUUGAUGGGGCUUAUGGCUGUAACAAUGUGACUAGUUGUAGGAUGUUGAUGCAGGAAGGUGGAUGCCACAAGUUGGGGAAUGGCAGCUUAACCUUUCAUGCAUUUGGUCUAAUUAUUCUCUGUAGAUCUUGUCUGAUUGAAGCAAACUUUGAAUAUAUUAUGCCCUCCUUCCAAUCCAA
Musa acuminata AAA Group (dessert banana) is the source of this 2524-nucleotide messenger RNA. RefSeq names its product calcium-dependent protein kinase 20. The record is from RefSeq and is a predicted model, not a curated record. Bases 580 to 2172 code for a protein of 530 amino acids. Gene Ontology annotation, biological process: intracellular signal transduction; peptidyl-serine phosphorylation; protein autophosphorylation. Gene Ontology annotation, cellular component: nucleus; plasma membrane; cytoplasm. Lineage: Eukaryota; Viridiplantae; Streptophyta; Magnoliopsida; Zingiberales; Musaceae. Gene Ontology annotation, molecular function: calcium/calmodulin-dependent protein kinase activity; ATP binding; calcium ion binding. The transcript is spliced from 9 exons.